Molecule: messenger RNA, 459 nt
Organism: Neolamprologus brichardi
Lineage: Eukaryota; Metazoa; Chordata; Actinopteri; Cichliformes; Cichlidae
Source: RefSeq, a predicted model, not a curated record
GUCAGUUACAUGUGGUUGGAUCUCCUCAGCCUAUCGUAGCUGCUCCAGGUGAUGAUGUCAUCCUGCCGUGUCACGUGGAGCCAAAGUUUAACGUGGUGGGACUGACGGUGGAGUGGUCGAGGCCUGAUCGUCGUCCUGACCCCAACGACCAUCUGAGCCGAGUGGAAUAUGUUCAUCUUUACAGGCACAACAAGGAGAUGACUGACAUGAAGAUCCCAUCGUACAUCGGGAGGACGGCGUUGUUCACAGACGGCCUGAGAGACGGAAACAUCUCACUAAGAAUCACUAAUGUGACACAAGAAGAUGAAGGAAGAUACAGAUGUUUCAUCCCAAAGUUAAAGAGUCAAACAAAAUCUUUAAUUGUUCAUCUGAUUGUUGCUAAAACUGUGACAACAGAGACACCACUGCAUCCUGAAACUUUCCAAACUCCUGAUCUGGCAGAAGAGUUUCACAGUAAAG